Messenger RNA from Drosophila bipectinata, 1044 nucleotides. RefSeq names its product persulfide dioxygenase ETHE1, mitochondrial. Lineage: Eukaryota; Metazoa; Arthropoda; Insecta; Diptera; Drosophilidae. Gene Ontology annotation, molecular function: sulfur dioxygenase activity. Gene Ontology annotation, cellular component: mitochondrion. Gene Ontology annotation, biological process: glutathione metabolic process; hydrogen sulfide metabolic process. The record is from RefSeq and is a predicted model, not a curated record.
AUAGUGAGCAAAUAGAAAUCUAAACUAGCCAGGCAAACCAAUUGCAAACGAAGUCCAACCGAUUAGAAACGAUCCCCACACAGCUGGUCUGAAAUGAGAAUCGUCGGCGGCAGUAUGAUUUCAGCCCUCAAGCGGCUUUCAUCAGUUGGAAGCCCCUCUAUCUUGGCCAGUAAUAUCCGAUCUUUGAGCACCUUUGGAACCAUGAGUCUGCCCGACCGGAAGCCAUUCUCCCCAGAUUUUUUCUUUCGACAACUUUUCGAUACAGAAAGUAGCACUUAUAGUUACCUGUUGGCCGAUUUGAAAAACGGGGAAGCUGUGAUCAUAGAUCCUGUUUUGGAGCAGGCGAAACGUGAUGCUCAGCUGGUGAAAGACUUGGGCUUUCAGUUGAAAUAUGCGAUCAACACCCACAUGCAUGCGGAUCACAUUACGGGCAGCGGAUGGCUGAGGAAACUGACGGGUUGUCAGUCCGUAAUUGCCGCAGCCAGUGGAGCCAAGGCAGAUCGUCACCUGAAAGAGGGAGAUCGCAUUGAUUUCGGCACCCAUGUAAUAGACACAUUGGCCACUCCGGGACACACAAAUGGCUGCAUGAGCUAUGUGAUCAAGGAUCAGGGCUGUGUCUUCACUGGGGAUACACUGUUGAUUCGGGGAUGUGGACGCACCGAUUUCCAGGAGGGAAGUCCCCGUCAUCUAUAUGAGAACGUUCAUGGCAAGAUCUUUACGUUGCCCGAGAACUUCCGUAUUUAUCCGGCCCAUGAUUACAAAGGUCAAAUGGAGAGCAGUGUCUGGGAGGAGAAACGCUAUAAUCCCAGACUUACCAAGGAUCUGGAAGAGUUUAUAAAGAUCAUGGACAACCUGAAUUUGCCAUAUCCCAAGAAGAUAGAUGCUUCUUUGCCGGCCAACCGGGAGUGCGGAGUAUAUGAUAUUCCCAAGGAGUGAACUGAAAACUAUACACCUUCAAAGACUUCAUAUAGGCAGCUUAUAUGAUAAUGUUGCUAUUAUAAUCUACAAAAUAAACAUAUACACUUUUUUUUAUCAAUAUCAAAA